CGGACUGACAACUCAUGAGGCCCCCGGGCAAUAGGGGAUCAUGGGGCCCCUGUGUCCUUGCCCAAAUUUAAAAAAGCCUAUGAAAAAGGUACCAGGGGCAUUUCAUGGGGACCCCUACUGACCCCGGGCCCUCGGGCAGUGCCCGAGUUUCCAAAUGUGUCAGUGUGCCAUUUUCUGGAACCCCCAAGUGUCAGUGUGCCAUUUUCUGGGACCCCCAAGUGUCAGUGUGUCAUUGUUCUGGACCCCAAGUGUCAGUGUGU
Staurois parvus is the source of this 260-nucleotide messenger RNA. Lineage: Eukaryota; Metazoa; Chordata; Amphibia; Anura; Ranidae. The record is from the annotation of a GenBank genome assembly.